AUGUACCGCAACUGGACCAGCGACUGUCCCUGUCGUCUCUGCGGAACAUCCUCCGUGACAGGACUGCGCCAGAUCAUCUGCGACACUGGACCGAUGCACCACCUGCCCAUCUACAAAAUUCCACCUCAUAUUGAGUUUAUUGAAAUUCGAGGAACAAAGGAACGUCAGAACAACCUAACACUGGGACCGCUCUUCUAUCGGUUCCCUGAACUGAAAGUACUUCGCGUUCUGCACAGCAAUGUUCCCGCUAUUGGCCAAGCGACGUUUCAAUAUAGAACUAGUCUGACCGAACUUGACCUUAGCUACAAUGUCAUUGAAAAUCUCAUCGACGCCAGUUUUAAAGGAUUGAGAAAGCUGGAGGCUUUAAAUUUGAGUAGCAAUUUUUUAACUGACUUAACCUCGGCACCUUUUCAGCAUCUGAUCAGUCUUCGUCAUCUUAACCUAUCGCACAAUCGCAUUCGAACAAUCACCACUCGUCUUUUCUACAACCUAACCAUUCUCGAGUCACUGGACCUAAGUGACAAUCCCAUUUCGGAGAUCACUCCUCAGAACACCAUCGACUUGCGGCCACUUCGCCGCCUGCACAUGUCUAACUGUCGUCUUAGCGAGCUUCACUCUCUCUUCUACCGCAAUGUGCCCAAUCUGGAGCUGCUUGACUUGCGCAACAAUCACAUUGAGUCGCUGCACAAGCAGGAGUAUCGCUAUCUGCCCAACCUGACUGAGCUGUACCUGGAUGGCAACCAGCUGGUCGUCCUUCCCUCGAUGCUCUUCUUCGGCAACCACCUAGCCCGUCUGGGUCUGUCCGCCAAUGCUCUCGUGCAGAUGCAUUCUGAAACCUUUCUCAACGCCACUGUCACUGAGCUGAAUCUGUCAAACAACAACUUUACAGCCUUUGACGGGAACACCUUCACUCCCGUCACCCAUCGAGACUCCACCAACACCAACGUCUCUAAUGGCUACUCCAAGCCGACGGCCACCAUUCUACGACGCCCCAAGAAGCAGUCCUCCAGUGUGAGCACAACGUCCAGCAAAGAGCACGGUGCUAGAGGGGUCUCCUACGAGGAAGACCUGAUGAUGGACACUGGCAGCAACAGUGGCAGCCACUACGAGCGGCCACCAAGCUCCAAGUACCGAAUUCUGAAGCCUAAAAACUCCAGCUCCCGAUCGGACAAUGAGGGAGAGGAGGCAAGGGCCGGCGGUAAGGAGAAAAAGAAGUCGUCCAUAAAGAGACCAGUUCCGCCGCCGUUGCCGCCAAUGGCGCCCCGAGGUGCCAAGCCAACGACGGCGCCCACAAAAAAGGUCUUCCUCGCGACGAACACCACCGCCUCCUCAAAACGGUCGCCCUCCAACGCCACCAUCUCCUACACUGACUCCUCCAGUGAGGAGGAAGAGGACUCCACCAAGUCGACUGAAUCAGUGGCCAGCGGAAAGGCGACUCUCACUCAGUCAGACUCAGAUUCGGAAACGCAUGAACACCAACGUGAAUCAUCGCGGCCAAGCUCGUUGCCUUCUACGCUGCAGCCACAUGACGACCACUCCGCCGAGGCUGAGAACAUCGAGGGUGAUGAGG
This is a messenger RNA of Rhagoletis zephyria (snowberry fruit fly), 1570 nucleotides long. NCBI's taxonomy places the organism in Eukaryota, Metazoa, Arthropoda, Insecta, Diptera, Tephritidae. The record is from RefSeq and is a predicted model, not a curated record.